This is a messenger RNA of Chara braunii, 447 nucleotides long. NCBI's taxonomy places the organism in Eukaryota, Viridiplantae, Streptophyta, Charophyceae, Charales, Characeae. The record is from the annotation of a GenBank genome assembly.
GUAAUUGCCCCUUUAACUAGGGCCAAAUACAACCAGAAUGACCAGACCCUUUAUUCGGGGGAAGACGUACACUGCAGUACAGUAUAAGUACAAACGGGCUGCCAGCUGCGAAGACAUAGUCGCUUGCUCCGUUCGAGGUCCGAGUCACGGGAGAUCUGAUCUGCGGCGUAACCUCAUUCCCUCGCUGGCCUUCGGGCAUCUGAGCGGGGUGGCGGCUUCGUCUGAUGUUGUGGCCUCCUUAGAGUUGGGACCGGGAUCGGAUCUCCCGUCGCUCCGGCGCAUCUUAGAGAACCUGAAGCAUUGUCUGUUGAGGAGGUCGCGUUCUCGUGGCGAUCGGAAGUAGACUCUCCUUCAUUCAGCGUUCGGGGACAGCUGUUGACGUCAACUGAGGAAUCAGCUCGAGUCAACUCCAGCCAUCGAUCUUCAGGUCAGUGGAGCUUAACGCCU